CAGCAGUCCCACUCCAGCCUGGAGCAGCUCUCAGUGCCGUCCGAGCUGAAAGCAUCGGAGCUAUUUCAGACACAUUAAAAGGAUCACAGUCAAUACCUCAGCUGGUAGAAGAAGGGAUAAACCUCUGUCUUAAAAAUGUCAAAACAGCCAGCGUCACAUGUCAAAGCCAUUCAGGCUAAUAUUAACAUCCCGAUGGGAGCAUUUCGACCUGGUGCAGGCCACCCUCACAAAAGAAAAGAACUUACACCUGAAGAAGUGGAGGAGAGCAUGCCUGCUUCGACAGAGGAGGAGAAAGACAAGAAACAUCUCCCAGGAGCUAAGAAGCUUCCAGGUCCUGCUGUCAACUUGUCAGAGAUUCAAAACAUAAAGAGCGAGCUGAAAUUUGUCCCCAAAGCUGAACAGUAGCUGGAACAAACAGGU
Messenger RNA from Merops nubicus (carmine bee-eater), 420 nucleotides. RefSeq names its product small muscle protein, X-linked (gene SMPX). Gene Ontology annotation, cellular component: costamere; M band; muscle tendon junction. The coding region runs from base 136 to 405 and encodes 89 amino acids. NCBI's taxonomy places the organism in Eukaryota, Metazoa, Chordata, Aves, Coraciiformes, Meropidae. The transcript has 4 exons. The record is from RefSeq and is a predicted model, not a curated record.